Messenger RNA from Aspergillus steynii IBT 23096, 738 nucleotides. RefSeq lists its product as uncharacterized. The coding region runs from base 1 to 738 and encodes 245 amino acids. The record is from RefSeq and is a predicted model, not a curated record. Lineage: Eukaryota; Fungi; Ascomycota; Eurotiomycetes; Eurotiales; Aspergillaceae. The transcript has a single exon.
AUGAAGGCCGCCUUCACUCUCUUCGCCUCUCUCUGCGCGGUCACCACCGCCCUGCCUCACGAUCAGGCCACGAACCCGCAGGACUCGGGACUCGACAAGGCCACCCUCCUCCUCCACGAUGGCAGCACCGUGUCCAUCGACAAGAAAGACCUCUCCGCCCACCUGAACGGCGCCGCACUGUCUCCUCCGGUCAACGACUUGCCCAGACGCCUCACCAGCAGCCCCACCACCCACCUCACCAAGCGUGGCUCCGACGCCCAACUCAUCAUCCCCCUGCCCGACCAGGAAUUCCUCGGCUGGGACAUCCCCAUGUCGACCAUCACGCACGCCAACGAAGCCGAUGCCACCGUCGCCAUGUCCGCCGGUAACACGAUCGCCAACAGUAUCACGGUGGGCAGCUCGUUCGCCGCGUCUGUCGAGAGCUUCCUCACCGUCACCACGCACAUCGACUACGGCUACACCGAGACCAGCGCCCUGACCGGCACCGUGACCAUGACGAUUCCCAAGAACAAAUGGGGCGCCAUCGUCAGUAACCCCUUGACGCAGCGAAAGCGCGGAUACGUCUUCAACGGACAGCCCGGCAGUGGCUCGUUUGAGUACUUCCAGGCGGACUCGUUCAACUCGGAGACUUAUACUUAUGGUCAGAACUCGUUGUCGUGGGUUAAGGGUGUCAUGACUACUUGUCUGGGCGAUUCCUACCCCCUGAAGAUGUGCAAUGGGGAUGGUGAGCUGAAAUAG